UCUGUUGACCAAUCAGAAACGGAGAGACUCCGAGUCGAAUCCAUCGAGUCUGCGACGUAUACAUAUUUCGGAAUGCAAGUUUAGUGAAAAGAUGGUGCUUUGAUGGUCGGAUUCGUUUCGUGAUCGUUCCUAGCCGACGACCUGUGGUUGCCAGCCAUAUUGUUUCAGCGCAGUGUUUGUUUUGGUGCAGCCUGCUCAGAACGAACAAAUCCACGGAGAUCGACACGAAGGAGGACAGAGGAACGAGAGUGCGAUCGAAGAAACUGUUCAGACAGUGUGCGUACACGGUGGUUUUGCUGUAUUUUUCGGCACGAUCAUCACAGUUCGCGAGUUAAUUCCGUGCGUGUAAUCCGAGUGUCAUUUCUGUGAACGGGACGGUAUAAAGAGAAAUGGCCUGCGCCACUCUCAAGAGAUCUUUGGAGUUCGACCCGGUGCAUAGUCAUGGUCGCCCUAGCAAGCGACGAAGAUGUGUACCGAUGUGUGUUUCCCCUGGUACAUCUACGCAAACUAAUUCCAGGCCACAGAAUCCUUCGCCCUUUGGUGAAGUAACCCAUAAACUAACUUCUGAGAAAAUGGCUGCCAAUAUAAAAGAAGAGAUUCGGAGACUGCAUCGACGCAAACAAUUGCAUUUUAGUCCUCAAAAUAAUGGUGGUGAUUCUUCAGACAUGGAAGGAAGUCCUUCAAGUCCGUCUGCAUGUGGUUCAAAUUCAUGUAGUUAUAGUCCUAGUGGAAAGGAGAAGCCUUUAUUCACAUUCAGACAAGUGGGUUUGAUCUGUGAGAGAAUGCUUAAAGAACAAGAAACACAGAUUCGAGAAGAAUAUGAUCAGAUUCUAAACAUGAAGCUCUCUGAGCAGUAUGAUGCUUUUGUCAAAUUCACCUAUGACCAGAUACAAAAGAGAUUUGAAUCUGCAGCUGCGCCAAGCUAUCUAUCCUAAAAGAAAUUCUUAUUUAUAAGGAUAUGUUUCUGUGAAGAAUAUUAGAUUUCUACUGUGUGAAACAAAUUUUGCUUGAAAUAAAAGUCGAGGUAUGCAGCAUUACCUCGUUCAAGAACAUCCUUAAGAAAAUUCAUAACAUCAUUUACAAUGAAAAAAUGCGUCUGGUAAAAAUGAUAAAAAAAGAAAAAAAUUAGUGAUGUAAGUUUAGUAGAUUUGCCGUAAACAACAAUCAUACUACAAAAAUCUACAGUGUAUACUACUGAAACUAACAAUAUUUGUACUGGCUGAUGUUAGAAAUGCGCUGGUAUCAGGGAACUGAACCAAGAUUCUAGUUAUGUACAAACGUAAAUACAUGUAGAAAUUACACACAGUGCAUAACUAUGCUUAGAGUCAAGAGUUUGACUUGCACAGGGUUCUGUAAUAUCACGUGAUUAAUUAAAAUCAAAUAAAUUUUCAUUUCUUGCACAUUUUAACGAAAAACGUUAAAAAGAAUUCAUAAUAUGUAAUUCCUUGUUAAUUUAACGAUAAACAACGUAUUAGGUGACUGCUCAAUUAUACGCGAAUACUCUUGUAAUGCAAAUUUAAAAUCUAUGUAUAACGAGGUUCUUUACAGAAAGUACUGUGCAUACAAAGAGAGAUUAUCGAAUACCAUACACCGGGGAAAGUUGUUUACAUUGAACCUUAGUUUUAUCUUAUUUUUGUAAAGUUUAUAGAAGGAACAUGUGCGAUAUAUUUGGAACGUCUCCUUCGGAUCAUUACGAUAAAGAUGUUUUUUUUUUUUCUUUUUUGUGUGUUUUAUUUCGUAUGUAAUCCUCAAAUGCAAGCAACAUUCCCCAGUCUAAAGUGAAUGUGUUCUUAAAUGACAUACAUGUAUAAGAACGUAUAGAACUAAAUAACAAUCCUUGAAAAUAAACUGGUUUCGUUCCUUUUAGAGAUCAGACGACUCGAGUAAACUCUAAAUGAAUAAUUAAAAUUUGAUUGUAAUAAUUAUUAAUAAGUUUCGUUGAAUUUUUGCUAUAUGUAUCGCCAUUUUUCUUUUUAGUAAAAAUAUCCUGUUCGAAAUACAAGUAUAGAAAUUUGUAAAGACAAGAUAAGGUAUAGUCUGUAGCAUUGUAUGAACAUAUUGUCAAAAAUGAGUAUUUGAAAUAAAGAUUUCAUAAAAUUUCGCAAACAUUUCUGUUCCCUGGUAGCAACGAUUUUCUUUAGCAUAACGAAGCGGUAAAAAAUGAAUAUAUAAUACUUGUACUUUAAUUGUGCCUAUCAUUAGACAUAUUUAUCAGGAUAAUUCUACUCUAGAUAUUACCCAGUGUUAUUGAUUUCUAAAUUUCUAGUUGACAAUUGUUUAUUUUUAAAUCAUACGUCCUUUUAUCAACAACAUUGCCUCUUUUUAUAUGUAAAAACAAACUCGGACGAUAAUAUUACGAACAAGUAAGACGAAUAAGUACUUUUUGCUUGCUGCAUUUAUAUUUCUGUUGUCGCAUUCACAUCGACACUCGUAUAAAGAUGAAAGAAACAGUAAGCACCAAGAAAUAAUUGUUGGAGGAACAUUGGCAUGCUACGUCUUUACAACUAUUUAAUAUUUGAAAUACUUUGUUUCAUCCAUCAGGAAUUUAUAUAUAAUUUUAGGAAGGGCAUUAAGAGUUGCCUUAUUUGUUCGCAAAAGAUUUCAGUUACCAGAACAAUUUGAGGAUACGAUGUUCAUACAAUAGUGCAUAUGAUAAAAGUGGUUGAAACGAGGAUACAAAAGAGACCAUUUUAGUUGUCGAACAUCUAUUCGAGAGAAAUUUCGUUGUUAAUUAUUAAACUGAACUUUGUGAAAAUAUUCCGUGAUACGUUAAGGAUUCAAGGAAUUUUUUUCGAUUAAAAUACCUCCAUAUUAUAUUAUGUAAGCAAUUAUUAUUGAAAUAAAUAUAAUUGUAAGACUGA
Molecule: messenger RNA, 2861 nt
Organism: Ceratina calcarata
Lineage: Eukaryota; Metazoa; Arthropoda; Insecta; Hymenoptera; Apidae
Gene: akirin
Product: akirin
Exons: 5
Coding region: 390-935 (181 amino acids)
Biological process (GO): positive regulation of innate immune response; positive regulation of transcription by RNA polymerase II
Cellular component (GO): nucleus; chromatin
Molecular function (GO): transcription coregulator activity
Source: RefSeq, a predicted model, not a curated record